CUGCGGACCACGGCGAACAAACGCAAGGGCUACCUGGGAUGCAGGGGAAUGUGGAGCUUCAGCCGAUACGAGACGGUGCGGGCACUCUGGAAAAUGGUGGCGGUGCCGGGUUUGACCUUUGCCAAUGCCGUACUGUGCCUGUCGGCACGUACACGAGAACAUCUGGAAGUGAGGCAGCGAGAGGUGGGUCGCCUGGCGCUGGGAACACACCGAAACACCACCAGUGAGUACGUCCAGGGCGACAUGGGUUGGUCCUGCUUUGAGGCCCGUGAGGCCAGCAGCAAACUGAUUUUCGAGCGGCGGCUUUGCACUUUGCCGGAACAACGAUGGGCUCGCCAGGUGUUCAAGUACAUCCACCUUCGAAGCAUCAACACCCGGUGGGUAAGGAGAGUGAACAAGCUCACGGAGCGAUAUGACGUGCCACGGGUGCUGCUGUGCGAGGUCGAAUCUCCGGGGACGGCGAAACAGGUGCGGGAACGCGUGAAGGAGACAGAAACGACCAGAUGGGUCGCCGCGGUAGGCGCGCGGCCGUCCCUCGCCGUCUACGGUGCGGAAAAGAAGAGCAUUGUGGGCGUGGAUUUCGUCGACAACUCGAGGGGCAGUGGGCUGCUGUGCGAGGCACGAAGUGGAGUGUUGAGGACACGCCACCUGAGGUCCAAGUACACACCGGGGAUGGACGGUACAUGCCAGCUAUGUGGCCAGCAGGAGGAGACAGCUGAACAUAUCAUAAUGGAGUGCCGAGAGCUGAGACCGCUGAUGCCACCAGAUCUGGUGGAUUAUGCGGUUGCACUGGGUCUGAAAAGGUUGGACUUGGGACCGACACCAUCGACAGGUCAGGGGCAGACGACGCAGACGACGUGCAUCAAUGAAGUGGGAAGUCGAGACCAUGGUGGCCAGCGCAGUCAGCGGGGGGAUGUCGGCGGCCUCGGGGUGGUUGAAAUCGCAAAGCGAAGACUGGAGGACUGGUGGGGGAAAACUGUGAGGAGGGUGGGGGGCAAUGGCAAUCAAAUUUAG
This is a messenger RNA of Ixodes scapularis (black-legged tick), 1014 nucleotides long. RefSeq lists its product as uncharacterized. The record is from RefSeq and is a predicted model, not a curated record. The transcript has a single exon. Lineage: Eukaryota; Metazoa; Arthropoda; Arachnida; Ixodida; Ixodidae. Bases 49 to 1014 code for a protein of 321 amino acids.